Phytophthora sojae is the source of this 1113-nucleotide messenger RNA. RefSeq lists its product as hypothetical. The record is from RefSeq and is a predicted model, not a curated record. The coding region runs from base 1 to 1113 and encodes 370 amino acids. NCBI's taxonomy places the organism in Eukaryota, Oomycota, Peronosporomycetes, Peronosporales, Peronosporaceae. Gene Ontology annotation, cellular component: cytosol. The transcript has a single exon. Gene Ontology annotation, molecular function: protein-disulfide reductase [NAD(P)H] activity.
AUGAAGGCGGAGAGGAGUCUGAAGGAUGCGCAGAGCUCGCGGUCGCUCAACACCGUGCGCUUCAUGCAGCUGGCGCUGGCCGUGACGAUGCUGCUGUCCGUGUCCUACAUGUGGCAGUUCACGGCGGAGACCGUCGUGUCCCCCGCCUCGGACGAGAUCGAGGCCACGAGCGCCAAGGACGCCGCCGCCAAGCUCGUGGACGCCGCAGAGGCCGCCAGAGCUGUGCAGCGCGACCGCACCCAUGCCCACACGCAGUACCUGGUGCGCGGCUUCGAGGAGGCGCACAAGUUCGUGCGCGAGUACGACGUGGACUCGAUGGGGCCGCUGUUCAUGCUCUUCAUGAGCGACACGGACGCCAACGGCACGUACUGGUUCCCGCCCUGCCAGCAAGUCAAGGAAGCCGUGUACAAAGGCUUCAAGCGUGCCCCGCGGCGCUCGAGGCUGCUGGAGAUUCAGGUGGGCCCGGAGAAGUUCUGGAACGACCUCAUGAACCCGUUCCGACAGAACCAGCUCUUCUACAUCGACUAUCUGCCGACGCUUAUGCGGUACGAUGGUGGUGGUAACUCGUCGGCGCUGCUGGCUGGACCCAACUGCUUGAACCAAGAUCUGCUGGAUGUGGUGUUCAAGGUCAACAAGCCGGCGGCGGGCCAGCCCAACGCCAACCGCGUCAUGCACUUCAACAACCCGAAGCAGGUCAUGGACUUCAUGGCGUUCUACACCUACGACUACCCGCUCUUCAUGUUCUACGUGUCGGGCGUGCACGCCUUCAACAACCGGCUCUGGUGCCCGUUCUGCGAUAAGGCAGAGGUGCCGGUCAUGCACUACUUCAACUACACGGCGCCGGCCAACGCGGUGCUGAUGCGCAUUGUGGUCGCGCGCGAGCCUCGCCAAUGGUUCGACGAAGACAACGACUUUGUCGGCCCCGAGUUCAGCAAGAAGGUCGUGGAGUUCGACGGCGUGCCGUACCUGGGCUUCGUCGACCGGAACCGCACCAGCAACCAGAUCAAGGUGAGGGAGUUCGUGCACAGCAUGGACCAGCACGAAAAGCUCAAGGACUUCUUCCGACAGAAGGCCCCAGGCCCCGCAGCAGUAACAACCGUCCCCGCGGCAUGA